Messenger RNA from Daktulosphaira vitifoliae (grape phylloxera), 1671 nucleotides. RefSeq lists its product as uncharacterized. The coding region runs from base 481 to 1620 and encodes 379 amino acids. The transcript has 11 exons. NCBI's taxonomy places the organism in Eukaryota, Metazoa, Arthropoda, Insecta, Hemiptera, Phylloxeridae. The record is from RefSeq and is a predicted model, not a curated record.
CAAAUUAAGUAUCCGAAUAACUAGAAUCGGUUAUUGAUUUGUUCCUAAUUAACCAAUUUGUUAUUAUCGAUGAUCUUUAAUUGUAUUUGCAAAUAGUUAAUUAUAGAUUUUUAAUUUAAAAUGUUCAUUUAGAACAUAGGUAUUGCUCCACGAUUGUUAGACGAGUUUUUUAAAAAGGUUGAAAGUUUAUCAUCAAACGAGUCUGCGUCAGUUAAAAUUAGUUGUGUUGAAGUUAAAGAAAACUGUAUUAUCGAUUUAUUGAAGUAUUCUAAAGUAACUAAUAAACCAAAGUCAAAAUAUGUAAUACAUAAUUAUAAAGAAGGUUUAACGAAAAUAUUUGAAGCAGAAUCACGCAAACAAGUAGACAAAACAGUAAAUUACUUUGGAGCCAAUAUAAAUGAUUUUAUAUUUACAAUAUAUAUUACUAUCUUAGACGUUUCAAGUCAAAAGAAAAAAAAGUCGAAAAUACAUGUAAUUGAUAUGGCUGGCAUUCAGUGGUCAAAUUCAUUAAUAUAUACUAAUAAAAGUACCACAGCGAAUAGAAUUAAACUCAGUCUUAACACACUGUUUUUGAGGUUAGCAGAAGCUAAACAGUCAGAUAAUAUUGAAAAUGUAUUAAGGGCUAGCAAACAUUUAUCGCCAGUGUUAAAUUUCUGUAAAAACUCAAUCUCCUUAAACAGCAAUUUCAGGUUAGUUUGUCACAUAAGACCUGAACAUUCUAACUUAGAGAUAUCUUUAUCUACGUUAAGUUUAGCUACCUCAUUGGAAAUGAUGCCAUCACUGAGUGUUCGAAGCUAUUUUCCAUCAAAUGAUAUAGAUUUAAUAAAAACUAAUUUGUAUAAACUAAAUAAUGAUUCAAUAAACUUAAAAUUAGUUGACGACCUAGUGAAGGUAGAAAAUAUUCAAAAGUAUAAGAAAAUUAAAGCUACUAUUAAAAUGUACAACAACCAAACUUUAAAACAUGAUUCAUUGCCGGAUAUUUUACCACCCAUAGCUUUUUCAAUGUUUAGAGAAGAACUACGAUUAUUAAUGAAAGGUGACGAAAUUAAGUUUAAUGAAGAGUUUAAAAAAGGAGCAAAGGAACAAAUAAAGGAUAACGUGUUUGGUGACGUUGAUGUAGAAAAAAACUAUGAAACAUGGAUAUUGGAUACAAAAGAAAUUUUUAACAGAGUAGAAAAACUAAAUGCGAUGGUCGAUGAAAUAAUGCUUGUAGAUAUUAUACCUAUUAGUACAAAUCAACAAUGGCUGAAGUUUCUUAAAGAAAAUGAUGGAUUGUUUGAGGACGCCAAAUAUAAGAAAACCAAACUAGAAAAAGCUCGAUAUUCACUCGAAAUCAAUUUUAAAAAAUACAUGGAGAGACUACUAGACAUAAAACAUAUGCGUCUAAAAAUAAACAAAAAAGAAUUAGCAACUGAUACACUUUCACUUGAUUUUGAAUGGACUUUAAAACAAAAUAUUAUGAAUCUUUUACACGAGCAAAGAGAACUGCAUAUGUUCAUUGGUAAUGUAAUUGAUGAAAUAAAUACACAAAUAUUAAAAAUGUUAAAUUUUAAGGACAAUAUUGAUAUGAAGUUUAGAAUACAGAAACAUCAAAAACAGAAUGUAACAAACAUCGAAUAAAUUUUAUUCAACUUAAAAAAAAAUUCAUUAAAAAAAUAUUUUGUUUUAAAA